GAGACGACGACCGACGACGACGACCCCCAUCCCCUCACGAACCACCGACCAGUUCAACAACUCGCCACAAUGUCGUCCGGAAAGGUUAAGGCUGGCCAGCUCUGGGGAAAGAACAAGGAGGAGCUCCAGAAGCAGCUCGAAGAGCUGAAGACCGAGCUCGUCAGCCUUCGCACCCAGAAGAUCGCUGGCGGUGCUUCCUCCAAGCUCACCAAGAUCCACGACGUCAGGAAGUCGAUCGCCCGCGUCCUCACCGUCAUCAACGCCAGCCAGCGCAACCAGCUGCGCCUGUUCUACAAGGGCAAGAAGUACCUGCCUCUGGACCUCCGCUCCAAGAAGACCCGCGCCAUGCGCAGGCGGUUAACGAAGCACGAGGCUUCCCUCACCACCGAGAAGCAGAAGAAGAAGCAGAUCCACUUCCCCCAGAGGGUCUUCGCCGUCAAGGCUCAGGCGUAAGCCUUUGGUCCGGGGUGUUGUCUUCGGUUUCUUCUAGCAUUUCGUUGCGCGGGCUAUCGGAUCGGUCACCACACGGCGGGGUAAAUCAGCGAUGUUGUACCUAAAGCAAAACGUCAGGAUGGCCUAAAAAGAGCAAAGUUACGACAAAGCAAAGCAAAGCCAAUGGUCUGGUCGAUUUGUCCGUGCCCAUUCUUUUCCCGAAUUGAGUGCCCGAGCGAAGAGGGAAGAAAGCGUGGAAGGCGUGUGGAUGUUGUUGUUGUUGUUUGUCCGUCGGUGUUGCGUGUGUGUGCUUACCUACACAGCGAGAUGAGGAUUCCAAACAUACUCGUGGUUUGGCCGUUUGCGCUGCGCCGAGGAACACAUCCA
Molecule: messenger RNA, 819 nt
Organism: Aplosporella prunicola CBS 121167
Lineage: Eukaryota; Fungi; Ascomycota; Dothideomycetes; Botryosphaeriales; Aplosporellaceae
Exons: 4
Coding region: 70-453 (127 amino acids)
Biological process (GO): translation; maturation of LSU-rRNA from tricistronic rRNA transcript (SSU-rRNA, 5.8S rRNA, LSU-rRNA)
Cellular component (GO): cytosolic large ribosomal subunit; ribosome
Molecular function (GO): structural constituent of ribosome; mRNA binding
Source: RefSeq, a predicted model, not a curated record